AUGGCCUACAGCGCGGCGGGCCGCCAGGACGAUGGCGACGCAUGCACAGCGCAGCAGGCGGCGCCGCGGCAGCAUGGGUCUGGUCACGGGCUUGUGGCGGAGGCCGCAUCAGCAAGCAACUGCACUGGCAGCCGCGGCGACGGCGGCACUGGCGGUCACGAGGCGGCCCAGGGCGGGCCGCCGCUGGUGUUCCUGUACCAAGUCCGCCCUGGCGGCGCUGGCCGCAGCUUUGGCCUCAACGUCGCGCGCAUGGCCGGGCUGCCCCCGCCAGUGGUGUCGCGCGCGUCAGAGGUCGCGCGGCACAUGCAGCAGCAUGACCAGGCGCGCGGCCCUGGUGGCAGUGGUGGGGCCGAGGGCAGCGGCGCUAGGGACGCCUGUGGCGCGGCGGCGCAGGGUGCGGCAGUGUGGCACGUGCUGCGCGAAGCCCUGAGCGGCCUGAGGGGCCUGGUGGGCGGCAGCCUGGCCAACGACAGCAGCGGCCCGCAGCGGGCGCCAGGCGGGUGCGAUCGCGACGAGGGCGGCGGUGGGGGCGUGAGCGGCGGCGAGUGGGUGGAGCGCACGCAGGAGGCGGCGCGACGGGCGCUGCUGCACGACCCCUAG
This is a messenger RNA of Monoraphidium neglectum, 600 nucleotides long. RefSeq lists its product as hypothetical. Gene Ontology annotation, molecular function: ATP binding; mismatched DNA binding. The transcript has a single exon. Gene Ontology annotation, biological process: mismatch repair. The record is from RefSeq and is a predicted model, not a curated record. Lineage: Eukaryota; Viridiplantae; Chlorophyta; Chlorophyceae; Sphaeropleales; Selenastraceae. The coding region runs from base 1 to 600 and encodes 199 amino acids.